Molecule: messenger RNA, 1218 nt
Organism: Budorcas taxicolor (takin)
Lineage: Eukaryota; Metazoa; Chordata; Mammalia; Artiodactyla; Bovidae
Gene: HRH4
Product: histamine receptor H4
Exons: 3
Coding region: 1-1218 (405 amino acids)
Biological process (GO): adenylate cyclase-activating adrenergic receptor signaling pathway; regulation of MAPK cascade; positive regulation of cytosolic calcium ion concentration
Cellular component (GO): membrane
Molecular function (GO): histamine receptor activity
Source: RefSeq, a predicted model, not a curated record
AUGUCUACUCAUGGCACAAAUUCUUCUCAUGUGAUGCCAUUUAUUAAUGACACAAAUUCUUCUGAUGUGAGGACAGCUAGUAAUGACAUAAAUUCUUUUUCAAACAUUGCUUUAGCAUUUUUAAUGAGCUUACUAGCUUUUGCUAUAAUGCUAGGAAAUGCUGUGGUCAUUUUAGCUUUUGUGGUGGACAAAAAUCUUAGACAUCGAAGUAAUUACUUUUUCCUUAACUUGGCCAUUUCGGACUUCUUUGUUGGUGUGAUCUCCAUUCCUUUAUUCAUCCCUCACAAGCUCUUCAACUGGAAGUUUGAAAAUAACAUUUGUGUCUUUUGGCUCACUACUGACUAUCUUUUGUGUACAGCAUCUGUGUAUAACAUCGUACUCAUCAGCUUUGAUCGAUACCAGUCAGUCUCAAAUGCUGUGUCUUACAGAGCUCAACAUACUGGGACCUUGAAGACUGUGACUCUGAUGGUGGCCGUCUGGGUGGUGGCCUUCUUAGUGCAUGGGCCAAUACUAGUUUCAGAGGCUAGGAAGGAAUUGGGGACGGAUUGCAAACCUGAAUUCCUUGAAAAAUGGCAUAUCCUUGCCCUCACGUUACUCUUCGAAUUCGUGAUCCCAGUCUUGCUAGUGGCUUAUUUCAACAUGUAUAUUUACUGGAGCCUAUGGAAGCGCAGUCAUCUCAGUAGGGGGCAUUCUGGAUUCAUUUCUGCCCCUUCCAGUAGCAGUGGAUGCUCAUUCAGGAAUGGACUGUUUUCGAGGCCAUCUCUUUCCAACCUGGAGGAAUCAGCAGCAUCCCUUCGUUCUGAGAAAUCAGGAAGAAAGAGCAGCCUCUUGUCUUCCUUAAGAUCCCAGAUGAAUAGUUUAACUGCUUCCAAAACGAGCUCUCUCUCCCAUUCAGAUUCCCUAGCUCUUCACCAAAGGGAACAUCUUGAGUUGCGCAGAGGCAAGAAACUAGCCAAGUCACUGGCCAUUCUCUUGGGUGUUUUUGCUGUUUGCUGGGCUCCCUACUCUCUGUUCACAAUUAUUCGUUCAUGUCAUAGCACACACUCAGAUCUCUCAAACGCUGUGUACGAGUUCACAUUUUGGCUUCAGUGGUUCAAUUCCUUUGUCAAUCCUUUUUUGUAUCCCUUGUGUCACAAGAGUUUUCAGAAGGCCUUCUUGAAAUUAUUUCGUGUGAAAAAGCAGUCCAUACUAUCACAUAAUCGGUCAACAUCUUCUUAA